Neodiprion fabricii is the source of this 2237-nucleotide messenger RNA. Its product is annotated as soluble calcium-activated nucleotidase 1. Gene Ontology annotation, biological process: proteoglycan biosynthetic process. Gene Ontology annotation, molecular function: UDP phosphatase activity; GDP phosphatase activity; calcium ion binding. The transcript has 4 exons. NCBI's taxonomy places the organism in Eukaryota, Metazoa, Arthropoda, Insecta, Hymenoptera, Diprionidae. Bases 354 to 1661 code for a protein of 435 amino acids. The record is from RefSeq and is a predicted model, not a curated record.
CGUUCGCCUGACCGAAUCACUCCUGCCUCGUUCGCUUGACACGCGACCAGCAGGUGAACCGAUCAGGUCAGCUGUCAAAAGAGCUGCAGCGUUGACUUGUACCAUUUUCAUUGUUUUAUUCGCAAUGUGUGCGGUGGUGUGAUGAGUGAAACAUCGUCGUUGACGCAGCAAAACAACCGCGAAAGUAGAAAAUAAAACUGACAGCAUGUGUCAGUCAGCAUACGUGGUAUAGAUGAGGUGCGAUAUUGAUAACCUAAAUACAAACCCAAACUCAAACCCGGUCCCAAAUCCCUCGACAUCAAUCUUCUAGCGAAUUUUGUAUCGCACAGAAAAAAGUGACGACAUGACCGACGAUGUUGCAUGAUGUGCGCGUCGGUGGAGGUACAAAUGCAAUCAACCAUCGAUCCACCUCAACUUUUUCAAACGAAGACGCUGCUGUCGGCGAGACAACUUUCAAGAAGAAGAAGAAGAAGAAGAAGAAUCGAAGAGAGAAAAUGAAGUCUAUACGGGAUUGGCGCCAGGCUCUACGCACUCCCCACGUUUACAGAGUUGGAAACAGCACCUUUCGGGUGCAGAGCCAAUUCCUGCUAGUCGUCGCCGCUGUACUGACGGUCCUGGUGAUAUUCUAUACCUUUCCAAAUCUUACCAGUACUCUCAAGUACAGUUUUGCGCACUCUCGUGCCCCUGCUUCCGCCUGCCACUACUACAAGUACAACAAUACCUACCCGCUCACCAAGUCGGUCAGAACAAAGGUUGGCUUCUCAUUCAGGAUAGCCAUAAUUAGCGAUCUUGAUCAGGAAUCAAGGAACCUCGAGAGCAAGGAUUCUUGGUACAGUAUCAUGAAACGCGGCAGUUUGCUUUGGGUUCCGGAGAGAAAUUUUAUCUCGGUUACGUGGGACGAUAAAGACAUCAUCCUCCAGUCUUCCUUAGCCAUGAAAGGUAGAGGCAUGGAACUCUCUGAGCUCGUCACCUUCGACGGAAGACUUCUUACCAUGGACGACAGAACGGGCAUGAUAUAUUCCAUUGAGGGAGACCAGGUGUAUCCGUGGGUUAUUUUGAUGGAUGGAAAUGGAAAGAAUCCCAAGGGGUUCAAGUCUGAGUGGGCGACCGUCAAGGACGAACAGCUUUACGUUGGCAGUAUGGGCAAAGAGUGGACGACAAGCGCAGGCGAAUUUGUUAACAACAAUCCUCAGUGGGUGAAAACCAUCUCUGUACUCGGAGAAACACAUUCGCUGAAUUGGGUUUCAAAUUACAAACGAAUGAGGCAGUCACUCAACAUAGAAUUUCCCGGUUACAUGAUACACGAGUCAGGCGUGUGGAGCGACGUUCAUAAAAGUUGGUUUUUCCUACCCAGAAGAUGUUCGGAGGAACAGUACAACGAAACCAAAGACGAAAGCAUGGGGUGUAACGUGCUGCUGACGGCGGAUGAAAACUUUUUAAACAUCAAGGUAACCAGAGUUGGAACUCUGAUACCGAUACGAGGAUUCGCUAGUUUUAAAUUCUUGCCCGGUUCCAAGGACGAGAUAAUCGUCGCCCUGAAAACCGAAGAGAAUCAGGGCCGCAUGGCUACUUAUAUUACUGCUUUUACAAUCGACGGAUUAUCGAUACUGUCCGAAACCAAGGUUUCUGAUAAAAAGUUCGAGGGUAUCGAAUUUGUAUGAUAUAUCAACGACAACGGGCGUGACGGUUAUAUAAAAAAUCUCCACGAGGUACUAAUAAUGUAAUCUCGCGGCUACAGACUUGAAAUGAAUAAUUCGAUCACAGUUCCUGCAGCUCGUUUAAAAUUGUGUAUUAUAUUUUUAUUUAUAUAUGCGUGUACAUAUUAUCGAGAGAAGAGGCAUAAGGAAAGGGUGAAACAAAAAAAGAAAAAAAUUAUAUGUGUUAAUAGAAAAUUUGUUAUAAUCACAUGUUUAUUUCUAUGUAUAGUAAUAAUUAUAAUAAGUAUUAUUAUUAUUAUUAUUAUCAUUAUUAUUAUUACAAUCACUUAUUAAUUCUGCUUAUAUUGAGAAAAAAAUCGAUCCACACAACCGAUCGCUUUUUCCUUUUUCAUCCAUCAUUCCGUUUGAUUCAUUUUGUUGUAUUUAUUUUUCUCUUAUCCUCGAUGACGAAUGAAAGAAAGAGUUUGAAAUGAAAAAGGAAACGAGAAGAGGGAGGGGGGGAAAAUUUAUGUUGCGUCGGCGAACUUUCUCCGAUAAAUGAGUAGAUCAAAUAAAAGAAGAUAUUAUUUUUCCCUGAUA